AUGAAUAUUGAUACUAUUAGAACCGGAUCCAUUUUCGCCACUUUUCCUGAAGCACGUGCAGCUAUAGAAACAUAUGCUGCAAAAACCAACACCGUAUUAAUUUUAGGUAGAACAACUAAGAAUCCAGAUGGCAGUGGCUAUAGGCAGGCGUAUUUUGUUUGUGAAAGACAAGGAAAGUAUGGUGGAAAAGAGGAGAAACACACUACUAAACGGACCGGUUGUCCUUUUAUGAUUGGUAUAAAUUACCGAAAGCGUUCAAAAAACUUUGUAAUUACAAACCCUGCUAUACGUAAAUUUGACCAAGAUGAUCUUGGCCUAAUCGAAAAACUUUGCGACAAUGGACUCCGCACAAGAGACAUAUUUUCAGUGCUUAAUUCAGUAAGUUCAAAAUAUGUCCACAAGCCUGACGUUUACAAUGCCAUAAGUCGUCAGCGUCAAAAGAAAUUACAAGGUUUAAAUGAGAUCGAGGUAUUACUUAAAACUCUGCAACAUGAUGAAAAUGUUCUGGGUAGUAUUGCAACAAAAGCCAUACACAAUGAUGAACGUGACCAAGACGGUGAAUUUAUUCAGGCGCUCAAAAAGGACGUCGAAAUUGAUGAAUUUAUUCAAGCUCUUCAAAAGCUUGUAUACGGGGAUAUUUCAAUAAAUGAAAUUGAACAAGAAAUAGCGGAAUUGUGGAAACGAUUUCCAAAUGCCAAAACUUACAUGAAUGAAACUUGGAUGCGGCAUAAGGAAAGCUGGCUCGCACCAUAUGUGAAUAAUAAUAUCAACCUUGAUAUAAGGUCAACUCAACGUGUAGAAA
Racocetra fulgida is the source of this 802-nucleotide messenger RNA. The record is from the annotation of a GenBank genome assembly. NCBI's taxonomy places the organism in Eukaryota, Fungi, Glomeromycota, Glomeromycetes, Diversisporales, Gigasporaceae.